UAUCCAUUUUAGGCACUGCAACAGGUGUUGGUUUACCUAGCCCUAUUGUUGCUCAGAGUGAUCCUGUUGGUUUAGUUCCCUACCCAGCUGCCAUUCUUGAUACCACAAUAGCAGCCACUACUACUAUUAAUACGAUCACCAUUACCGGUAGCACUCCCAUUGGCUCAAUAGUGACUGGGUUUGUAGUCCACUGGAAGAGAAAUGCUUCUACCAGUUGCUCUGAUAGUGAUGAGGGAACUAUCAGUGUGGCAGCUGGUAGUUUUAUUAACUAUGUUAUAACUGGACUCGAGGAAGGGAGUUGGUAGCUACACAGUUACUGUGAGAACGUCUAACACGGCUGGUAAUAGUGCGCCUAGCAAUACCCACAGCUAUGACAUUGGAGACUGCACCAUCUGGACCUCUGACCUACCUGGCUAGUGGUACUAGCACGCAUGAUAGCAUAUCAGUGAAGUGACUUGUGUCGACCGAAAUGGAGAUGUAACAGGGUACAAACUCCGCAUUACAAGGACUGGGCAAGAAGAGAGGAUUGUUGACGUUAACGGUGACCGAAGGGAGGCAACUGUAUCUGGAGUGGCACCGUCUACUAACUAUUCAGUACAAGUGGCAGCAGUGAACAGUGCUGGUACUGGACCAUAUGGUGACGAAAUCACAGUUCAAACUGAGCAAUUCCAAGCUACACCCCCCCAUGAUGUGGAAGCAGUCCAGAAUGGUCCCACUAGUGUCCUAGUGUCUUGGAGUCCAUCCAGUGGUGCCACUGGCUACAUAAUCCACUAUGACAGUAGUGGAGGUCACAAUGGUAGUAUCAGUCUUAAUUCCUCAACUGACAACUUCGAAUUGACUGGUCUUAUGGAAGAAAACACAUACACAAUAUCUAUGUUUGCCAGCUCAGUAGACCUACCUAGCACAACCAUAGAGCUUCAAAUCAGAUUAAUCCCAGCUCCAGGACUGGUGUUGGUGUCAGUUAGCUCCAUAGCAGCCACCUACAUCUCCCUCUCCUGGAGUGUGUCCAGUGGGAUGGUGGCCAGUUGGGAGGUGGUCUGGAGACCCACUGACAGAGGCACUGAGAGCACCAGUGGUCCUCUGUCUGGCACUACCUACACCAUCCACCAGUUGGACCCCUCCACUAUCUAGACACUCACUGUCACAGCUACCAAUGUAGCUGGAGCAAAUACUAGUCUUCCCAUCAUCGUUUCUACUGUUCCAACCGUAGAAGAGAUCGUCAAGAGAGAGAAUAUUGAUGCCACAUGUUCCGAGACUCA
Messenger RNA from Geodia barretti, 1259 nucleotides. The record is from the annotation of a GenBank genome assembly. NCBI's taxonomy places the organism in Eukaryota, Metazoa, Porifera, Demospongiae, Tetractinellida, Geodiidae.